CAAAAAAAAGUCAACAGAUCUAUUGAACACAUCCGGAGACGACGUGGGAAAGUGCGAUACUAUAAUUUCCAUGAUCGACUUCUCCGUAAAGAUUAACUAAGAAUUCUUAGAUGAUGGCACUGCCGGCGCAGCGAUGGCGGAUAAGGGCGGCGCUCGGGUUGACGGCGAUGUGCUUGGCCGGAUACCUUUUUGGCCCGCCGUUGUACUGGCACCUAAUUGAAGAAUUCUCCGCCGCCGCUGCCGUCUCUUGCCCUUCCUGCGAUUGCGACUGCGAUUCCCAUCCACUCCUCUCCAUUCCUCGAGGUCUGAGCAACGCUUCUCUUACAGGAUGUGCAAAGCAUGAUCCAGAAGUGGGGGAAGACACUGAAAAGAAUAUUGCGGAACUAUUGUCUGAGGAACUAAAAUUGAGAGAAGAUGAAGGUGUAGAGAAUCAGAGAAGGGCCGAAACAGCACUGCUAGAGGCCAAAAAGUUGACAUCUCAGUACAUGAAGGAAGCGGAGAAGUGCAAUUCUGGUAUGGAGACUUGUGAAGGGGCAAGAGUAAAAGCAGAGGCGGCUUUAGUGGCACAGAAGAGACUGAGUGCCACAUGGGAAACACGUGCCCGAGAGAUGGGGUGGAGGGACGGAACGACCUCUGGUGGGACCCGUUCUCAAUCCCAUCAAGCGUACGUGCAGACAAUGUGAGACGUCAUGCCCCUCACUUUCAGAAAUCUCGCGAGUUUCUCAUCAUGGCGUGUCACUCUUCCUGAUUGAUCAACCUGACUCGAAUCACAUGUCAACUUUUUUUAAUAACAUUAUAACUCGUAUUUAAUGAAUUACUUUAACAUAUGGAAUAUCGAUCAAUCAGAGAAUGAGUGACACAUCAAGAAAGCGCGACGAGAGAUUUGAACUCCGUCUGAAAGGGGGAAAAACCUCCACUAUUUAAGGUUAGGGCUCAACAAGAUACAUGGCGGGUGAGGCAUUUUUCCAUCAAGAGGAGUUAUAUAUAACUAGUCUUGCUGCCUGCCUAGUGUAGAAAUGAGUUGAUCUAAUUAUGCAUACAUACUGUCUGAUCUUGUUUAUUCUUCUUAUGGAUUUCUUGAAAUUAUCAUUCUGACUUUUUUUCGUUACCGUUUAUACGUGGACUUGUAACCGAUUCAAACUACUCUGUAUCAGUUAAAUUUCAAUUUGGUUACUUCUCUAUCCUCUUCAUAAAUCAAUAUCACAAAUUUAU
Messenger RNA from Cuscuta campestris, 1212 nucleotides. The record is from the annotation of a GenBank genome assembly. NCBI's taxonomy places the organism in Eukaryota, Viridiplantae, Streptophyta, Magnoliopsida, Solanales, Convolvulaceae.